GGAGGCCGGUGAGCAGGUGGAACCCGCCGGCUCUCAGAGGCGGGGCGCGGGCUUCCGGUGCCGGUGCUGCCUCGCGCCGCGGUGGUCUGGCGCCGGCGGGGAGGGUAGUUGCGGGGCGUGCGGACGCAGGCUCGGGAGUCCAUCUCUUGCGCUCAGUCGCCUGCGCGGAGGUUGGGGCGUACCUGCGGAGGGCGUACCGGGGCGUGAGGAGGACGAAGGGCAUGGUCCGAGCCUGAGGGAUCCGAGCUCCAGCCUUUACGCAUACUGAGUUUCCAGUGAUGAAUAGCAUACAGUCCCUGCCCUCAAAGAAGUCUGCCUACUGGGAAAGACAAGACAGCCCCGUGAAAAGAUGACUCUAGGACAGGUAGACCUGGCAGGGCAACCCCUGUCGGGUGAAGCUCCCCGUCUCUCCUCCGAUCCCCCACCUUCGGGGGCCGCCGGCUGCAGGAUGAACUGCCGCUCGGAGGUGCUGGAGGUGUCAGUGGAAGGGCGGCAGGUGGAGGAGGCCAUGCUGGCUGUGCUGCACACGGUGCUGCUGCACCGCAGCACGGGCAAGUUCCACUACAAGAAGGAGGGCACCUACUCCAUCGGCACCGUGGGCACCCAGGAUGUCGACUGUGACUUCAUCGACUUCACCUACGUGCGCGUCUCCUCCGAGGAGCUGGACCGCGCCCUGCGCAAGGUUGUCGGGGAAUUCAAGGAUGCGCUGCGCAGCUCCGGUGGCGACGGGCUGGGGCAGAUGUCCUUGGAAUUCUAUCAGAAGAAGAAGUCCCGCUGGCCCUUCUCAGACGAGUGCAUCCCCUGGGAAGUGUGGACGGUCAAGGUGCACGUGGUCGCCCUGGCCACGGAGCAGGAGCGGCAGAUCUGCCGGGAGAAGGUGGGAGAGAAGCUCUGCGAGAAGAUCAUCAGCAUCGUGGAGGUGAUGAACCGGCACGAGUACCUGCCCAAGAUGCCCACGCAGUCCGAGGUGGACAACGUGUUCGACACUGGCUUGCGGGACGUGCAGCCCUACCUCUACAAGAUCUCCUUCCAGAUCACCGACGCCCUGGGCACCUCGGUGACCACCACCAUGCGCAGGCUCAUCAAAGACACCCUUGCCCUCUAGGCCUCUCGGGGGCCUUGGGUGCUCCUUGAUGGCUCGCAGACCUUGGCUUCUAGGGAUCGUACUGUUAGGCCCUUGGGGCUCUGGAACCUGCUCCAGGUCCUUGAUGAGAUUGGAAUGGCCACCCCUGGCUUCCUUGUUUUGUGGUCACCAGUAUCUGGUCAUUCUCUUAACCUUUGCUGAUGGUCAAGUCUGGCCUCCACUGUCUCCCCACAGCCCUGUGGGGUCCUGCUUCCUUCUCCACUGUACAGAAGAGCCAUCUGCUAGGGUGGUGAAUAAAGCUGAGAAUGUGAGUUUGGGUCAAGCCGUCUCUCCCUUGGCUUGUGUUGUACCCUGAAAUGUCCACACUUUCUGGCAGACCUGUGAGGACACAGGUGUGUGUUGAGGGCAUUCUUCCAAGGUGAAGGGAAUGCCUAGAUGGGAUUAAAGACAGAUGAAAACCGA
Molecule: messenger RNA, 1546 nt
Organism: Equus caballus (horse)
Lineage: Eukaryota; Metazoa; Chordata; Mammalia; Perissodactyla; Equidae
Gene: ATG101
Product: autophagy related 101
Biological process (GO): autophagy; autophagosome assembly
Cellular component (GO): phagophore assembly site
Source: RefSeq, a predicted model, not a curated record